Anopheles stephensi (Asian malaria mosquito) is the source of this 1311-nucleotide messenger RNA. RefSeq lists its product as uncharacterized. NCBI's taxonomy places the organism in Eukaryota, Metazoa, Arthropoda, Insecta, Diptera, Culicidae. The coding region runs from base 107 to 1186 and encodes 359 amino acids. The record is from RefSeq and is a predicted model, not a curated record. The transcript is spliced from 6 exons.
UUCGCAUCGGGCACUCCCGAGGGUGCAAUCGUACGCAUGUGAUGUAUCGAAACCAGUGCUUUUCCAGACGCCACUCCGAAUUGGUCGCUGUCCGCGGUGUGGCACGAUGAAGUUAAUCCUGUUUGUUUUGUGUGGAAUUUUAACUGUUUUCUUACGGCCGGUCAAUGCAUCGGAGCCUGACGCGUUAGCAGAUGAUGUGGAAAAGUUGGGCGACCGGGGACCCUUGCUGGUAGACAACUAUAUACCGGUGACGAUGCAAAUAUUGCACCACUGCAUCGAGAUGAUUCAGUACGAACCAACGAUGACACCACCGCCCGCAGAAGCAGGCACAACCCCGUUAACAACUACAAAGCGUCCUGUGACAACGUCCCCAACUCCAACAACUAGUGUAUCUACUUCUACCAAUAAAUCUCCAGAGCAAACUUCUUUGACUACGGCUAAACCGGCAGAUACAACACUGUUCCCAACAAGCCCUCACAAACCGGGGUACUAUGGGCCAGAGAAGCCGCCACCAACAGUGGUGACCACCACGACACGUAAAACACCCGCCAGUAGCACAACGACAACAGAGACUCCCAAAGUGAACGAAAAUCCCGCCACCACUGAAAGUUUGCUCUGGAGUGACAAGCCCUUUACUGAAUGGUUCUUGCAAAGCAAGCGCAAGAAGGUACAACAGAACACAUUGCAAAACGCAGAGCUGCUUGAUCCGCUACCGGCCAAGGUACUGCAGGACUUUAACCGAGAACCUUAUGAACCGCUUGCCCUGCGUCCGGAGGAUAAUGCCAAUGAGUUCCGCCGCCUGUAUGAUGACAAUUAUCGUGGCCCAAUAUCAGUGCUGGUGCUGGAAAAGGGCACUAAAAAGGGAGGUAAAAAGCGAGUACCACCAACGAAACCCUACCUGCAUAUGCUCGUGCUGUACGAUCUCCUGAAGCGUGAGGCCAAGAAAAAUAUGUACAGCAUCUAUGAGGGAUAUUCGGAAGCUAUUUUAAGUGAGCUAUACCAGAUGAAUUUUGCGACGGCAAAGGAUCAGCUACACUACGCCCUCACGCAGCUAUUAGAGCGAAAGGAUAUCGAAAAGUCUGACGUAGUUUCACGCUCGAAGCAGAUGAUUACGGACUUGAACACUCGCAAUAGCGCCAUAACAAUGGCGCUGGAAGUAGUGCCUCCGCUACGAUUUGGAUUGUGAUUUUGGGUAACUAGAGCCUCCGUACCCUGUACUUUAAAAGCGCAAGUAAUAUAUGUAUUUACACAAUUUAUAAUCAUACUCGAAAUGCAGCAGCCGCGUUUUAGCUUACUGCAUACCAAAAGAAA